This is a messenger RNA of Macrobrachium nipponense, 5443 nucleotides long. Its product is annotated as PAX-interacting protein 1-like. The coding region runs from base 167 to 5305 and encodes 1712 amino acids. The record is from RefSeq and is a predicted model, not a curated record. NCBI's taxonomy places the organism in Eukaryota, Metazoa, Arthropoda, Malacostraca, Decapoda, Palaemonidae. The transcript is spliced from 19 exons.
AAGAAAUGCUAUUGACAUUUUGAAGGGCUGAGUGCAAAGAGGCAAUUCAAUCUUGUCGCGACUUUCCGAGUUGUCAGCCAAGAUUGUUUACAAGUCGGCGGGAAGAAGUGCUGAGUGCGUUUGGUGCGGAGGGCGGAAAGUGGAUUGUUAGUGAUUGCCUCGCAAAAUGGACAUUUGCGGUCCUUUGGACAGCCUGAGUGUUUUUGAUGAUCUCUUUAAAGAUGUCAAGUUUUACAUCACUGGAAAUGUAGAGCCACAGGUCUUGAAACUUUUAACGGACGGAGGAGCCAAACAAGAUGCUCACAUUACAGAUUAUAUGACUCACCUUAUUACGGGAGAGGAACCCAGUGAAGAUGAAAUUGGAGAGGUCAAGGAUAUUUAUGAAAAGCCUGUUGUUACUCAGAAAUGGGUCAUCAUGUCGGCCAAAUGUGGGAAACAACUCCCUUCAGAGGCAUUUUCCCCAGACACAGGUCAGCUGUUUUCUGGUAUUGUAGCUUGUUUGUCGAAGAUGGGCCUUGCAGAUUCCAAAGCCGUGUGGGCAAUGAUAACUUUUUAUGGAGGAAAGUGUACUCUCUUAUUAAACAAUAGCUGUACUCACCUCAUCAUUGCUAAACCAGAAGGGGAUAAGUAUGCCACUGCACUGAGGCAUGAAGAACAGAUUAGUGUUGUCACACCUGACUGGGUAACAGACUGCAUUGCAGAAAGUACUAAGCUUGAUGAACUGGAAUAUCAUCCACGACUUUUAAAGCAACCAAGACCUCAAGGAAUGCAGCAGCAACCAAUAGUAGUGUCAAAAGAAAAAAAGAGAAAACCAGUGUAUCUUCAGCAAAAGACAGAAGAAACAAAGAAGAAGGAAGAAAAAAAAAAGGAACCAGAGAAGUCAUUGUUUGACAGUUUGCACUUUAGUGAUGAUGAAGAUGAGGAUGAAGAUGAGGAUGAUGGAUCAGAUAAAGGGAUGUCCCUGUUGGAUCAACUCAAAACUCCACAGUCUUGGAAGCAGCUAAGUACUAAGCCCACAACCCCAUGCAUACCAGCUCCAGCUAUCAGUAGUGCCUCCCAAGUCAUAGAAAAGUCCUCACCACCCCCGUCCAUUCAACUUGCACCAUCAUCUGGUCAACCUCCCCAGUCAUCAAAUCCGAUUGCCCUCCAAAGUACAGCUGCAUCCAAAAGUUUUCUUGAAGAUGCUCUUCAGGAAUCAGAUCAGGAGCAGCCAUCAGAGUCUGUUAUGCAGACUGUAAACCAAGAAACACCACCACCGGUAACAACCCUUCCUCCAGUAUCAACUCCCAUGGCAACAUUGUCUACAGUUGAACCUGAUUUGGCAACCCAGAUUUUGCCAUCUUUAGAUGGGCAACCCAUAUUACAAGAUUCCCCAACAUCUUCAAAUGACAACCAACCUCCAGCAGUCAGUUCACCCCCGGUUCCUGUUGUUCCCACAGGUGCAAGUGCUGGAAUGCCUCUACAGCAGUCCUCUGCACCAACAGCAUCUCCUAUUGCUGCAUCUCGACUAACCCCUCCAAACAUAGCUCGGUCAGUGACACCAAAUUUAGCACAGUCACCCUCAGGUAAUGUUGCUAGGGCAACUCCACCAGGAGUAGCUCGUGCUACUCCUCCAAAUUCAAGAGAAACCCCUCCUUUUCCAUCUGUUGGAGGUCUUUUGUCAUCUAGUCCUCAUGUUGGCCCACCUCCUGUUUCCACUCAUACACCUCCAAAUAUCUCCAGAGGAACACCACCAAAUAAUUCAUGUAUAACUCCUCCCAAUGUUACUCAGUUAGCGCAGCCAGUAGCACCACGUACUACACCUCCAGGUACCUUAGGACCAAUGCAAAGGACACCUGGAAUGCCUCCUGCAGUGACAGGUCCAGCUGUCCGUGCAAGUGGGGUGGUGAUUCAGGGAACACCUGGCUCUGUACGCUCGCCUAGUAUGCCCAGCACAGUUCCACAGCAAGUUCAUGCCGCGGCUAUCCCAGGAGCUGUUGUGAGACUCCCUCAGGGUGUCACAUCUCAUGAACUACAGCGAAUGACACCUACUCAGCGUCAGGCAUUUUUGCAUAAUCUUCACCAGAAACAAUUGCAAGAGCAACAGAAUAGGGCAAAACCCCGUGCUGGAAAGCCGCCAGAGCCACAGUAUAAGCCAGGUGUGCGCUUUGCUCCACCAGCCAUUCAUGGUCAACCUGCUCCUGCUACUCCUGGGACCCCUUCACCUGGUACACCAGUGUCUACAUGGCCUGGGGGAAAUCCCAGUGGUGUUGUAAGACCUUUGAUGGCAGCUGGAUCAAGUGGAACUGUGGCUGUGACUUACCCUUCAAAUCAGUUGCGAUCACAAGCACCUGGUGGUUCACAGCCAGCCCCUUCUGGAAGCCCAGCUGAAGGGGUGCAACCUGGUUGGCCUUCUCAAGGGCAACAGCAGCAGUAUCCUGGGGGUCAGCCUCCACCUGGUACACGAGUUAUUGUCGGCCAAACAGUAUGGCAGCAGCAGCAGCAACAACAGCAACAACAACAGCAGCAACAACCCCCACCACCACAACAGCAACAACCCCCACCACCACAACAACCACCUCCACAGCCUGGAAUUAGGCCUCAAAACCCAUCUGCACCAGGCCAGCAACCUGCAGCACCCACACUUCUUCCUCAGCACAUGCAGCAGUUACAGUUACAGAUUCAGCAGUUAUGUCAACAUUUUCCACAUCUUACUCACCAGGAUGCCUCUCAGCUCAUCCAACGCAUCCCAGCUCAUUUUAGACAUAUCCAGCAGCUGGAUAAUGCACAAAGAAGUGAAUAUUUGGGCCAACUUGAUUCUAAGGAAAGGCAGGUUGUUACAUAUUUCUUCAUGCUUAAAAAGCAACAGCAGCAGCAGAUGUACCAAAGACAACAUCUCUUACAGCAACAACAGCAACAGCAACAGAAGGUUGGGACACCGCAGCAAUCUCCACAUUCGUGGCAACAGCAACAGCAACAACAGCAGCAACAGCAGCAGCAGCAACAACCACCAACUCCAGGUCAACAACCAGGUCAGCAACAAGCUGUUCAGGGAGGUCAGUAUCCUCCUAUGUCACCUCAUGGACGUCCCUUAACAGGUCGUCCCUUACCCCAAGGUUAUACAGCUGUGCAGGCUGGAGGAGUAGUAUCACCUGGUCAGGGCUCUCCUCAUAUGGUAGCUGGUGGCCAAUUAACUCCUCAGCAACAGCUUACUCCACAUGUAUCUCCCCUUGCCUCUCCACAUGGGCAUUCUCCUAUCCAGCGUGGAGAUGGGGCAGUCAUUGGUCAUGCAGCUGUUAUGCAAGGCUCGCCUGUUCCUCAGAAUUUAGUUAGUCAGAACUUAGUGAAUCCAAAGACAAAGACUGCAUUGGCUAUCCAUCUCACUAAUCGCCUGGCUGGUGGUGUUCAUCAAGGUGGGGUGAUACCUCAAGGACCUCAAGUACCCAUGGAGAUACCAGCACACGUUGUUCCAAAGCAGUCUGCCAUUCCACAGGAAGCUGUUCAAGGUCCUGGUGGUGAACAGGUGAUGAUGUUCCAAAGAAGGGCAUUGGGUAAUAUAACUGGAUCUGUUACCAAUAAUCCAUUACGACCUCCUUCUCAAGGGGCUCCAACAGCAGCACCAGCAGCGGUUGGUAGCACCCACUCAUAUCCACGCCCCAAUCCUCCCAGCCACUCAUCAUCUGGAGCAACUGCUGUGAUAGGAUCUGGUGCACCUCAUUAUCCAAGGCCUCAUCUUGUUGGUCAUGACACUAAUAUUAUGUUGCCAAGAGAGCUAUGUUUGGUUGGUUGUGUCUUUUACAUUGCUGAUUACCAUGCAGAGGUUACUGGUCAGACACUUUGUACUUGGAAGAGACUGAUUCAGCAACAUGGAGGCGAAGUGGUUCCUCUGUAUGACUCUGCAAGAGUAACCCAUUUAUUAUGCAAACAUCAAAAAUCACCAGUCUUUAUGCAAGCUGUGAGAGAAAAUAAGCGCUGUAUCACAGUAUUUUGGUUGAAUGAUGUAUUAUUGCGAGGUAAAAUGGCACCUCCGUGGCAGGCUAUACAUCUUCCAACACCAUUCGGAAAUGACAACAAACCAUGCAAGGACCUUAUUGUUAGUGUUAGUGGGUUUGAGAAUGAAGAAAGAACCAUAAUUAAGUUAAUGCUGCAGCUUGUGGGAGCAAAGUACACCGGAUGUUUCUCAAGACAUAAUAACCUUCUAGUAUGCAAAAGGCUUGAAGGAGCAAAAGUAACCAAGGCAAGGGAAUGGAAACGUCCUGUGGUUAAUGGUGUAUGGCUGAGUGAAGUUUUGCUUGGGCAAAACACACCCCCUUUAGUAUACCAUGGUACUCGUUAUCAGCACUAUCUGGAUGAUCCAUUACGAAUAGAUCCUUCUUUAGCAUCUCAUCUUUUCAAUGCUUGGAAGUAUCCAAUUAGUGUAUCAAAAGAAUCAGUAGAAAAGGCAAAGGCUGGGAGAGAAAUAGCCUUAAGGAAGCGAAGAUCAGAAACAGAUGGUGAUCAAGAAAACAAACGAAGUCGUCUUGAACCACCUGUUGCUCCACAUCUUGGUCCUGCUCCACCACACCUUCCUUCCUCUCAAGGACCUCCCAGCCUUGGACAGAAUCCUCCUAAUGGAGUCUCACAGGGAUCUGUUAGUGGUCAGCAGCCAGUUGGAUUUAGAGGUCAACUCACUAUUAUCAAUAAAGAAUUGCCACCCGAGCAACAGCGUCCACGAAUCCUCUUGUCGUCAGUUAAAAAUAAAGAAGAUAUUGAAAGGAAAGUACUGGAGUUGGGUGGAUACCUUGCCCGCACUAGUGUAGAAGCUACACAUCUUGUUAUGGGAGGUGCCUGUGCCUUGCGUACAAUCAAGUUCAUGUGUGCAGUAUCAUGUUGCCAGUACAUAGUGUCAUUGCAGUGGGUGAUAGAUUCUCACGCUGAAGCAAGAUUUCUGCGAGAACAUGAUUAUGUAAUGAACAUGCCAGAGUAUGAGAAAGUUUUCAAGUUUAGUUUAAGGGAAACACUAAUGAAGCCGCAAAGACGACGACUAUUUUCAGGUAGAACAUUUUAUUUAACACCAUCAGUAGUUCCAGGUAGAACAUGGCUGAAAGAAAUAAUUGAGUGUGCUGGAGGAAUUGUUGACAAUAAACUACGUUCAUUAAAAGAAGUUAAGGAAAGGAACAAGGAUGCAUCUUAUCAGUACCUAAUUAUUGCAGCUAUCUCUGAUUCUCAUUUGGUACGAGAUUUCCUCCGAGAAUCAUUGCCGGUAUAUAAUGCAGAAUUUGUUCUUGGAGCCAUCUUAAAACAAGAAGUUGAUACUGAAAUUGCACGAUAUUGGGAAGAGGAUUAAUGCCAAUCAUCUUUGGGCUCAUCUGUAUCGUCAAGUAAUUUAAUUUGAUUUAUCGUGUACUGCUUCUCUGCCCAUGAGUGUACACUUCAUGAGUGUACACACAUGCACACACACAUACAUACAUAAUAUAUAUAUAUA